UAGUUCUCAUCAAACUUUUUGUCAUAACGGAUUGUUUCGUGAUCUAAAUACGUGUCUGUUCAUAGAACUAAAAUCUAAAAGUGUAUCAAUUUUAAAUACUAUAUAUACGUCUAUAUAAUAUAUCUAGUAGAUAUUCUAUGUAAAAAGUUAAAAAGUGAAAUAAAUAAUAAAUAUACACGACGCUUUGUAGAAUUGCGUGUAAUGAAAUACAUUUAUUUGUGAAAUUAAGUUAAUGCCUUAAAUAGAAUCCUUACAUUUCUGAAAAAGUGAUUAUUGAAAAUAUAUUUAGAAAAAAUAGUUGUAAAUAAUAAAUGUUAACUAAAUUAAUAAUCAUAUGUUAUCAUUAAAAGAAGAUUCUGUUAUGUAAUACAAAAAUAUAUAUUAAAAAAGCUACGAUUAUGAUUACGACUACCCACAUAUGUAUGUAGUGUGAACAAGUAGUCAUUUCAGUUCCUUAGUAUAAACAAAUAACAAAAAUUAAAAAAAAAUACAAAUUCGUAUACAUUUGUAUAUAAAAAUAUAUGAUAAUUUAAUUAAAACCAAAAGACAUUUUACAUGCAAAUAAACUUCGUUUUGUCCCGACGGAGCCAAUCAGCAAUUCAAUCAAACUGGAGGGGGAUAAAUGUGAACCUAUCUACAAGUACAAAUACAGGAUGAGUCUCGAUUUCCUGGAAAACUUAUCAAGUGAUUAUGAAAAUGCUCUAGUUUUAACUGGAUUUGGAAAGUUUCAUUUGCUUUUGCUGACAAUAUGUGGCCUAAUUUACUUAAAUACUGCUAUUGGUGUAACCAUAUUAUCAUUUGUUCUUCCAUCAGCGACAUGCGACUUUCAAAUGACAUCUCAAGAUAAAGGAUGGCUGUCUGCUUCACCCAUGCUUGGAAUGCUUCUAGGUUCAUAUUUUUGGGGAUGUUUGGCCGACACCAAAGGGAGAAAAAUUGUACUUAUUGCAACUUUAAUAGCAGAUGGAAUUUGCGGUUUACUGUCAUCAAUAGCACCGUAUUAUCUAAUGUUUCUGUGCAUACGAUUUUUCAAUGGAUUCAACGUAGCAGGCGCCAUGGGCAUUGUAUUUCCAUAUUUAGGAGAAUUUCAGCCGACCAAAUACCGGGAGAAGAUUUUAUGUUGGAUGGAAUUAUUUUGGACAUUUGGAAUUAUAAUUUUGCCAGGAAUCGCGUGGUUGGUCAUACCUGUAGUAAUUCAUUUGGAAUCGGAUGUAUUCUUCUAUCAUAGUUGGAACCUAUUUGUUGCAAUUUGUGCAAUUCCCAGUUUGUUACUUGGUUGUUGGUUAUUUGCUUUUCCCGAGAGUCCAAAAUUUUUACUAGAACAUGGUGAAACUGAAAAGGCACUUAAAAUUCUUGUAUAUAUGUUUACUAAAAAUACUGGACGAAACCCAGAAGAAUAUCCGUGCAAGAGCUUAAUUGCUCCUAGUAGAACUUCAGAAAAAAUAGGUGAGAAAAGCGUACGAAAUUUAAGGCUACGUAAGCCCGAAGAACUUAAGUUAUUGCUGGCGGAAAUUUGGUCGCAAACCAAAACACUAUGCAAGAAACCUCAUCUAAGAAAUACAUCAUUAACAUGUGCCAUUCAAUUUUGUCUGACAACGAGUUACUACACAUUAAUGGUAUGGUUUCCAGAAUUAUUUCAAAGAUUUGAUGACUAUGAAAAGUUAAAUCCCGGCGUAUCAGCAUCUGUAUGUGAUGUAUCAUCAAUAGUUGUAUCAAAUUCGACGUUUGUGACAUGUGACGCUGGAGUAGAGGAAAAGGUAUUUCUGCAUACAAUUAUUAUUGGUUUAGCCUGUAUACCAACCAGCUUUUGGUUACCUCUCUGUGUACAUCGAUUGGGCAUUAAAUUCUUCUUAGUGUUUAGUUUAACAGCGGCAGGAGUAGUUACAAUAGGUCUGUAUUUUGUGAGAACAUCUCUAGAAAAUCUGAUACUUUCCUGCAUUUUUGAAGCCCUUACAUCUUUAAGUAUAAGCACGGUCUAUUGUGUAAUGGUGGACCUGUUCCCUACGAAUUUAAGAGUAAUGGCGGCUGCAUUGUCUAUGACUUUUGGUCGAAGUGGAGCUUUACUUGGAAAUCUUAUAUUUGGAUUUCUAAUUGACCUCAAUUGUAUUAUUCCUAUUGUUGUGUUUUCUGCAAUGCUGUUCAUUAGCGGAUUUUUAUGUUGGUUACUACCUAGUACAGGGUCUGAUGCUUUAGACUAGACAAACAUACAAUUAUGAAAAUAAUUUAAUUAUAAAAUUAAGUAUCUUUUU
Messenger RNA from Lucilia sericata (common green bottle fly), 2246 nucleotides. Its product is annotated as synaptic vesicle glycoprotein 2B-like. Gene Ontology annotation, cellular component: membrane. The transcript is spliced from 12 exons. The coding region runs from base 654 to 2195 and encodes 513 amino acids. Lineage: Eukaryota; Metazoa; Arthropoda; Insecta; Diptera; Calliphoridae. The record is from RefSeq and is a predicted model, not a curated record. Gene Ontology annotation, molecular function: transmembrane transporter activity. Gene Ontology annotation, biological process: transmembrane transport.